AUGGGCUCCGUCGCCAACACCGACGUCACAAUACCCGAUGCUGUGGUACCAAAGCGCGAGCUAAGCAUCGAAGACUAUCUGUCCGACACACCAUCCUCUGUCGAUGGCAAUGAUACUCUUGAAGGAAGCUCCGAGCAACCCAAUCCGGAACCGACACCUGCUCCUAAGCGCAAAGGCGGAAGGAAACCAAUUUAUGCGACAUCUGAAGAACGGAAACAACGCAAUCGUCAAGCCCAGGCAGCGUUCCGCGAACGACGAACCGAGUAUAUCAAGCAACUAGAGACGACCAUUCAGCAUCAUGAAGAAACUUUGCAAAACCUACAGCAAAGUCACCGUGCUGCCGCCGAUGAGUGUCUCAUGCUGAGGUACAAAAACUCCCUCCUAGAACGCAUCCUGCUUGAAAAAGGUAUCGAUGUCCAGGCUGAACUAGCAUUAAAAGGGAGCCCCAACCUCCGCCCUCAUCGAGGACCUCCCGUAACCGGGCAGGCAUCGCCAAUGCAGAAGGCCAUGUUGAGUCGACAGCAACAGGCUCGUAAUCGACCUGUGAUGGCGCCACCUAUUCAGACUGUAAAUUCAUCUUCCCAGAUUGGUGGACAACGGAAUUUUGCCGGCUCACCUACAGCACAGCCUACCCCCCCUUCACAGCAGUCCUCACCUUCCACGGCGAGAUCCCCCGGUUUUGCUAUGCAUGGUGGCAUGACCUCACCGGCAACCGACAUUGCUGGAUCCCAGCAACCGCAGCAACAACCACAGGCACGGCCAUUGCCUCCACAGCAUCCUUCCUAUGCAUCCCAGCCAAGAUCACAUGCUCGGACAAUGUCACACCCGGCGACGACCCAGCCUUAUCCUCCCCGAACUCAACCAACACCCACAGUGCAGGACAAACAGGAGUACGAUGCCCAGCCGGACAUCGUCGACGAAAUGGAUGCCGAAGACGUCGAUACCGAUUCAUUCAUUCCGAACUUUCGAUUACCACCAACUACCUCGACCGCGAUGUCGAUAGGGAUGCACGCUUCUCCGCCCAUGACAACAAGUGGAGCAAGCGAUGGUGGCGGAGGCAUAGGAUCUCUGAUCGAUCCCUAUGACCCCAUGCUGGAUGCAGAUCCGUUCGGCCUGACUGCUAGUAUGCAUUUUCCUAAUCCUUACACUUAUCCUCCAAUGCAACCCAGAAGAUGA
Molecule: messenger RNA, 1176 nt
Organism: Exophiala bonariae
Lineage: Eukaryota; Fungi; Ascomycota; Eurotiomycetes; Chaetothyriales; Herpotrichiellaceae
Exons: 4
Coding region: 1-1176 (391 amino acids)
Biological process (GO): regulation of DNA-templated transcription
Cellular component (GO): RNA polymerase II transcription regulator complex
Molecular function (GO): transcription cis-regulatory region binding; DNA-binding transcription activator activity, RNA polymerase II-specific
Source: RefSeq, a predicted model, not a curated record